Molecule: messenger RNA, 1820 nt
Organism: Castor canadensis (American beaver)
Lineage: Eukaryota; Metazoa; Chordata; Mammalia; Rodentia; Castoridae
Source: RefSeq, a predicted model, not a curated record
CCCUCUGCCCUGCUGACGCGACCCUCCCUCCCGUCACCUCCAUGCCGCGGUGUGUGCGCGCUUCUCCCUGGUCUUGACAGUGGAGCUCUCCAAGGAUCUCAUAGUUAAGUUGCUUUUACAGAAUUAACAGGUCUCCAAGAAAUAAAAAGAAAAGGUAAGACAACAUCCAGAGUUGAAGGCUUUUCACAGAAGCUUGACAAAUCAGAUAAAGUAAAUUAGUACAUCUUGGUACCCAUGGCUUUUGUUCUUUAUAUCUGACCAGUGAUACACUGGUGGUAGGCAACUAAAUAUAAUGAGCAGAAAUUAUAUACAGACCAUAGAUGGCUUUUCUAAAUAUGUAAAAUUGUGAUUGGUAAAAUACUUUUAUCUCUCAAAUUUCAUUAGGAGACAGACAUGUUUCUAAAUGAGUUUGAAAGUAGUGUGGUCUUGUUGUGAGAUAGCAUUUGGCAGACUUACAAAGGAAGAUUUGAUAGUUUUGAUAUUCCUAUUAUAUAGGGUGGAUGACAUGAAAUGUUUCAAGGUAGUUGGUUUAUUUGUAUGUUUAGAUAGGAGAAAGUAUAUUCUUUAUUUAAGAAUUAGAAAUGACCAAUAUUUUUAUGAACUUGUAUCUUGUCUUCAUUUAUGAAUGCUGAAGGAGGCAGGAACCAGGUAAUUAUUAAGCUUUGUUUGGGCUAAGGUACUUCAAGAGUAAGACUUGCUAUUAUGUGUACCUUUUUGUCUGCAGGUCAUUAUUGCUGUGGUUUGAGCUCAGCAUGGCUGUAGUCAUCCGUUUACUGGGGCUUCCUUUUAUUGCGGGGCCUGUGGAUAUUCGUCACUUCUUCAAGGGAUUGACUAUUCCUGAUGGAGGAGUGCAUAUAAUUGGAGGGGAAGUUGGGGAGGCUUUUAUUAUUUUUGCAACAGACGAAGAUGCAAGACGUGCCAUAAGUCGUUCAGGAGGGUUUAUCAAGGAUUCAUCUGUAGAGCUCUUUCUUAGUAGCAAGGCAGAAAUGCAGAAGACUAUAGAAAUGAAAAGAAGUGAUCGUGUAGGAAGAGGGCGACCAGGAUCUGGGGCAUCAGGGGUUGGAAAACUAUCUAAUUUUAUUGAGACUUUGAAAGAAGAUAAAAGUAAUUCCGGAUAUGGCUCUUCAAUUAAUCAAGAUGCUGGGUUUCAUACUAAUGGUACAGGACAUGAUGAUUUAAGGCCAAGAAAGACAAGGCCAUCAAAGGCUGAGAAUCCUUAUUUGUUUCUACGAGGUUUGCCUUACUUAGUAAAUGAAGAUGACGUACGUGUCUUUUUCUCUGGUUUGUGUGUGGAUGGAGUAAUUUUCUUAAAACAUCAUGAUGGUCGAAAUAAUGGCGAUGCCAUAGUAAAAUUUGCUUCAUGUGUUGAUGCUUCAGGAGGUCUUAAAUGCCAUAGAAGUUUUAUGGGUUCAAGAUUUAUAGAAGUAAUGCAGGGCUCAGAGCACCAGUGGAUUGAAUUUGGUGGUAACACAAUUAAGGGGGGUGAUGCUUCUCUGAGAUCUGAAGAACAUUCUCCUCCAAGAGGAAUUAAUGAUAGACAUUUUCGAAAACUGUCUCAUUCGAAAUCUCCCAGAAGAACACGCUCUCGCUCCCCUCUUGGAUUUUAUGUUCACUUAAAAAAUCUGUCCCUAAGUAUUAACAAGAGAGAUUUAAGAAAUUUCUUUAGAGAUACUGAUCUGACUAAUGAUCAGAUUAGGUUCUUAUAUAAAGAUGAAAAAAGGACACGGUAUGCUUUUGUGAUGUUCAAGACUUUAAAAGACUAUAAUACUGCACUAGGUUUACAUAAGACUGUUUUACAAUAUCGUCCAGUGCUUAUUGAU